Molecule: messenger RNA, 884 nt
Organism: Striga asiatica
Lineage: Eukaryota; Viridiplantae; Streptophyta; Magnoliopsida; Lamiales; Orobanchaceae
Source: the annotation of a GenBank genome assembly
AUGAAAUCUUCGCUCAUUCUCUGGGAGGACCCCGAAACCCCCAAUUCUCAAGGCGAUUCCCCUAACCGUCGGUCCUUGAAGACCGAGGUCGGGAUAUUCGGUUCCGUGACGGCGGAAUUCGGCUCCGUCGGCGGCGAAAACCCGAAUUUCUUCUUCACUUCAAGUCCAAAUCAUGAGAUUAUUCCGUUCGGAGGUCGGAGGGGACGGUGGAGGAGAAUAGAAGGAAGGAGACAGCGAUGGCGAAGACCUAUUGCAAUUUGCUUUGCAGGGACUUCUAGUGAAAAGGUCACGAGGACUACCUGUUAUUCGAGGGCGCCCAUCUGCAAAACGAGCAAUACAUAUAUGUGGACAGCCUCGAUGGGUAUUCGUCUUGGUAUUUUCUGCAAUGAGUUUCUUUCUCUAGUUUGCUUCAUGUGGUAUUCUAAUGGUCUUAUGGGCCUUUGCUAUUGGACUUCUUGCCACUCUCAUUCACACAAGCUUUAGAACACCCAACUUGAAAGCUCACCUGAACACAUUCCGUGAAGAAUUCCGUGCCGUUUGGCGUAAUUAUAGUGAGCUGUAGCUUGUCUGUAGCAGAACACAUGACAGGUAAUUCAACAUAUAUCCAAUUAUGAUUGAUAAACCAUAUCACUUCAUCAUAUCCAUUUAUAUACAGUCCUUUUUGUUUUAGCUGGUGCCAGAUAGUCUUCAUCAUCUUCACCCUUUUUGGUUGCAUUACCUUCUGUAGUGUAAUUUUCACGGUGCUUCUGAAAAAUAAUCAGGGUGGGUUAUCAUGUUUAAGCCAGUUGGCUUGCCGAUACCCAUAUGGAAUUUGAGGCUCUUACUGAAGAUCGUCACUGAUACAUGUUUUCUGUAUAGUCUACCUUAUGUUGAGUACUAUUGAA